Molecule: messenger RNA, 903 nt
Organism: Striga asiatica
Lineage: Eukaryota; Viridiplantae; Streptophyta; Magnoliopsida; Lamiales; Orobanchaceae
Source: the annotation of a GenBank genome assembly
AUGGGACAAGAAAGAGCCGCUAAGAAAUUACCAACGAAGGGCGACGAGACCUCAGGUGCGGUGGACAAUCUGACGGAACCUACUGCUCGCCAGAAGGAGUUGCGCGGCUGUGGUGGAUCGCCGAAAAACAGGACGAGGCGCCUGAGCAAAGGGCAGCCCAACAUUAUCGUCUCUAAAGUGCCCCAAUCAACUUGGACCUGUUCGAGGGCGAGCGUGUGCAAACUUUUAAACCGCACGCUCUCGACCGGGCUCAGCCUGCAUUUGCACAGGUGUAGUUCUUCGAGGGACUCGGCUAAGAAGACAGCCGAGGGGAAUUUAUCAACUUCAACGACACUAGAUUUUGAUUCUUGUUUUAAGAUAUGUGCAGUACAAGUGUCUACUUAUGAGACCUACAAGAAAAAAAAUUCAUUUCCACACUUGGGGCCUGGACUUUUUCAAUUCCGCUACACUGGAAAUCUGUGUAACUACACUAAGUUAUAUCGAGCAGCUCUUUUUCUUUCUCGGAGCGAAUUCGACGGAUGCAAAGUGUAUAAAGAAAUAAGUUCAAGAAGAGUUAUGAGAGCUGGCAAGAAUAUGGUCCAGUUUCAGAGGAAUGAUUGGUACUGGAAGACAGAUACCUCAACUGGAGAUCGUAAUAGCAAUUUUAGGGAGCCUCCUAGAUCGUUCGAGUCUCUAUCCCUAUCUUGCAUUUGUUUGCUGCAAUCAACAUCCUCAAUCACUAUAAUUGACCGGUUAUUCGUGCUCAGCAACUGCCUCUUCCGAGUUGCUGUACAAACUCGCGAGCUCCAAAUCGUUCACGUCGAACUUGAGUUGCCAAUUGCCGCUACUAGGCUCGACUUUCCGGUGCCCGGUGGCCUGUGCAGCAGGGUAACCCUCCUCCACGCCUUCCAUACACUCCGGUAG